Messenger RNA from Beta vulgaris subsp. vulgaris (sugar beet), 1374 nucleotides. RefSeq lists its product as uncharacterized. Gene Ontology annotation, molecular function: transcription coactivator activity. The transcript has 7 exons. Lineage: Eukaryota; Viridiplantae; Streptophyta; Magnoliopsida; Caryophyllales; Amaranthaceae. The coding region runs from base 141 to 950 and encodes 269 amino acids. The record is from RefSeq and is a predicted model, not a curated record. Gene Ontology annotation, biological process: positive regulation of DNA-templated transcription. Gene Ontology annotation, cellular component: nucleus.
AAAAAAAAAAAAAAAUUAUCACCAAAUCUUGGAGGAAACCCAUAAAAUCCCAUCAAUAAAAUUUGCUAGAAAACCAAUUCUACUUCACUAAGAAGGUAUUAAAAGUGCAUUUUUCAGAGAAAAGAUCAAAACUUUGAAAGAUGAGGAGAAACAAUGGAGGAAAUUACACAAACCCAUGUCUAACAAUGCACCAACCUUGGGCUUCUCUCCUUGUUUAUGGCAUUAAGCGAGUUGAGGGUCGAUCCUGGCCUGCCCCCAUUAGAGGUCGACUGUGGAUACAUGCUGCUAGUAAAAUCCCUGAAGCUGAAACUAUAAGAGCUAUGGAGGACUUCUACAGAGAAAUUUAUGCAGUAAAUGGGAUAAAGGACCUCAAGUUUCCAGAAAAUUAUCCAACUUCACGGUUGUUAGGUUGUGUGGAGGUGGUUGGAUGUAUUAAAUGUGAAGAGCUGCAAUCCUGGGAGGAAUUACCAGAAGGGGUUAGGCUUGAGGGCCAAACAGAGUAUUGCUGGUUGUGUGAGCAGCCACAGAAACUAAUUAUCCCUUUCGAAAUGCGGGGGCAGCAAGGUGUUUAUAAUUUGGAAAGGAAGAUAUACGAUGGAGCUGCAAGAGGUCUGCGUCCAGUUGAACCACCAUACCCUGUCAAGUUUCCACUUAUUGAUCCUCGAGAUCCAUUCUCACUGAAACCAGGAUCACUCACGUGUGUCUCUAGUAACUCCAAGGCUUCUGUAUUGAAAAUUUCUUCUAGUCUUGGCAAUGUCAUAGCUAGUGCACGAGUGGCUGCUACACAGUUCUCAAGGGAAAAUAAGGGUGAUUAUUGUGUAGAUUCUGAAGCAGAAACUCCUGUUUCUUCUAGGACAAGGAAUAAAUCGAAGGGUACAGCGGAGACUGAAGAAAUGGUGCCUCAUAUUACAUAUAGCACUAAUGAUCAGUACUGUCAGCCUGAUCAAUAAGGUCUCAUUUUUAGCUGCACAAGAGUCUAACAGUGAGCUACAUAUGAUCACAGUGAACAACAAUGAGAAGGUCAUUGGCAUAUUGGAAUUGAACAAAGUGCACUUCUUUGCGUUUCUUUUUCCUUUCAAAGCAACUUAAAGGACACUCAGGUUCCGUAUUCCUUGAUAUUUUGGUGAACCAGUCAUAUGGAAGAUUUAGUUGUGAAGCAUGUACAAAUAUUUUAAAUAGUUGCCAUGGCUCUAGAUUAUUUUCUGUUGCAGAUAAUAAUGAUUAUGUUUAUUUUGUACUUCAGAUAAUAAUGAUCUGGAUGUAAAAUAAAAUUCGUGGUUACAAUUUUAUCAAGCUUUUGAUCAUUAAUCCUUGUUAAUGAUGAGAUCAUUCAAAUUCAAUAUUCACUCAGGUCUGCUUAUGAUUUUGUAGCUA